Morus notabilis is the source of this 3341-nucleotide messenger RNA. RefSeq names its product kinesin-like protein KIN-UB. The transcript is spliced from 19 exons. The coding region runs from base 210 to 2909 and encodes 899 amino acids. Gene Ontology annotation, biological process: microtubule-based movement. The record is from RefSeq and is a predicted model, not a curated record. Lineage: Eukaryota; Viridiplantae; Streptophyta; Magnoliopsida; Rosales; Moraceae. Gene Ontology annotation, molecular function: microtubule binding; microtubule motor activity; ATP binding.
UCGUUCCCUCUCUCUCUCUCUCUCUCUCUCUCUCUCUGUCUCUCUCUGUAUCUGUCUUUGGAGUUUCUGUCUAUUCGGCCCCACCAUCCAUCCCCAUCACAUUCACUCUCCUUUUGCGUUUCUUCCCAACUCUCUCUUUGAAACCAACGAAACCCCCUCACUCAUCACCACUCUCCAUAUGAUCCGGUGAAGAGGCUCCACCGUCUUCCAUGGCUUCCGGCGCCGCUAAUCGGAACGGAACCGGUCACCGCGGCGGCGUCAAGUUGGAUCGCCCUGCUCUCAACCUCAGGACGUCGUCGUUCAAGUCCAGACUCCCUCCUUCCCCUCACUCCUCCGGAUCUGCCGUCCGCCGUAGUGCCCCAGCCUCCUUCCACGCUGAUGGAGUACCUGGAAGAGUUCGAGUGGCGGUGAGAUUGCGACCGCGGAAUGCGGAAGAGAGGGCUGCGGAUGCAGAUUUUGCUGAUUGUGUAGAACUGCAGCCAGAGCUUAAACGGUUGAAACUUAGGAAAAACAAUUGGGAUUCAGACACCUAUGAAUUUGAUGAGGUGCUUACUGAAUUUGCAUCGCAGAAACGUGUCUACGAAGUUGUUGCUAAGCCUGUAGUUGAGAGCGUUCUGGAUGGUUACAAUGGGACUGUUAUGGCUUACGGUCAAACGGGUACAGGAAAAACAUUUACGCUUGGGCGAUUAGGAGAGGAAGAUACAGCUGAUCGGGGAAUAAUGGUCCGCUCAAUGGAGGAUAUUUUAGAAAAUAUAUCCCCAGAGUCGGAUUCAAUCUCUGUAUCUUAUUUGCAACUAUAUAUGGAGACUCUUCAAGACCUUCUUGAUCCGUCAAAUGAUAAUAUUUCUAUUGUGGAAGAUCCAAGAACUGGUGAUGUUUCGGUACCUGGUGCAACUCAUGUAGAAAUCAGAGAUCAACAAAGUUUUCUUGAGUUGCUUAGAUUGGGAGAAACACAUCGUAUCGCUGCUAACACAAAGUUGAAUACUGAAUCUUCUCGUAGUCAUGCUAUUCUGAUGGUACAUGUCAAAAGGUCUGUCAUGGGAAGAGAAGAUAGUCUUUCAGGUGAAAAUGGAGAAUCUUCUCAUCUGACCAAACCUUUUAAGCCACUACUUCGAAAAAGCAAACUUGUUGUGGUAGAUUUGGCUGGUUCAGAGCGUAUUCAGAAGUCAGGAAGUGAGGGACAUAUGUUGGAGGAAGCCAAGUCUAUCAAUCUCUCUCUUAGCGCCCUAGGGAAGUGCAUAAAUGCUCUUGCAGAGAAUAAUGCUCAUAUUCCAAUUCGUGAUUCAAAGCUGACAAGAUUGCUUAGAGAUUCAUUUGGAGGUUCAGCAAGGACUUCGCUAAUUAUCACUAUUGGUCCAUCUCCACGUCAUCGAGGGGAGACCACCAGUACCAUACUAUUUGGACAAAGGGCCAUGAAGGUCGAAAAUAUGUUAAGGAUAAAGGAGGAGUUUGAUUACAAAAGUUUGUCCAGAAGGCUUGAAAUAGAGUUGGACAAGCAUAUUGCAGAAAAUGAAAGGCGGCAAAAAGCUUUCGAUGAUGAACUUGAAAGAAUACACUUGGGAUCAGAAAACCGGAUUGCCGAGGUUGAGCAGAACUUUGCAGAUGCAUUAGAGAAGGAGAGGUUAAAAUGCCAGAUGGAUUAUAUGGAGGCAGUUAAGAAAUUGGAGGAGAAGUUGGUGUUAAAUCAACAGAAGCAUGAAAAUGGUGGCUUAGUUGAUGGUAAAUGUAAUGGAGAGGGACCUGGGUAUCCCAUUUCUGAGGACAUUGCUGAGGUAAAAGAAUUGCUCCAAAAAGAAAUGAACCUAAGAAAGAUGGCUGAGGAGGAGGUCAGAAAUCUCAAAUGCCAAUCAGGAAAUUAUACACUACCAGAGGGAAGUGGGGAUGCAGAGAUCUUAAAGCUUCGAAAGAGUCUGGAGGAGGAGAGACAUCAAAAAAAGAAACUUGAAGAAGAAAUAAUAGUACUACGAAGUCAAUUAUUGCAACUGACGUUUGAAGCUGAUCAGAUGAGAAAGUGUUUUGAAAGAGGUGUGCCUCGAAAUGGAUUUAACGGAAUAGAUUCUUCCAUGUCUCCGUUUAGGCAUUUCCAGUCCAAAGACAUGCAAAAUGGAGAUGCCACACUCUUUGAGCAAGUUGGAUUGCAAAAGAUCUUGUCACUGCUUGAGUCAGACGAUCUGAAUGUUCGUAUUAAUGCUGUAAAAGUGGUGGCCAAUCUAGCAGCUGAUGAUACAAAUCAAAAGAGGAUCGUUGAAGCUGGCGGUCUUACUUCUUUGCUGAUGCUUCUUAGAACCUUUGAGGAUGAAACCAUACGUAGAGUGGCUGCUGGCGCAAUCGCCAAUCUCGCAAUGAACGAAGCCAAUCAAGAACUUAUUAUGACUCAAGGGGGAAUUAGUUUAUUAUCUAUUACAGCAGCUGAUGCAGAUGAUUCCCAGACACUGCGAAUGGUUGCUGGAGCUAUUGCUAAUCUUUGUGGCAAUGAGAAACUACAAACCAAGCUGACGACUGAAGGUGGUAUUAAGGCCUUGUUGGGAAUUGUUAGAUGUGGGCAUCCUGAUGUUCUUUCUCAAGUUGCACGUGGAAUAGCAAACUUUGCUAAAUGCGAAUCUCGAGCAUCUAGUCAAGGGUUGAAAACUGGCAGAUCUCUUUUACUAGAAGAUGGUGCACUUCCUUGGAUUGUACAAAAUGCUAACAAUGAGGCUGCACCUAUUCGGCGCCACAUUGAGCUUGCACUUUGUCAUUUGGCACAACAUGAAGUAAAUGCGAAAGACAUGAUUAAUGGAGGCGCCCUGUGGGAACUAGUUCGUAUUUCAAGAGACUGUUCACGAGAGGAUAUCAGGACUCUUGCUCGUCGGAUUUUGCAUUCAAGCCCAACGUUCCGUGCGGAAAUGCGACGUUUACGGAUAGAGAAUUGAUUGAUUAGUAUUGAUUUUAUGCAAAAUGGCUUUUGGAACUCAUUUUCUUGCGCUCUGUUGGAGCAAUCAUGAAGAGAGAUUCAACUUAGUGCUGUAUAGGUUUUGUGGAGAAACUACUAGUUAUCCUUCAUGAAUCAUGCUAGUGGGGACAUGAGUGACCAUCUGAAGCAAAUUUUGUUUGUGUAAAGGAAGCAAGGGCGAGGGCUUCAGUUUGUAAUCCGUCUACGUAUCUCGUUUGAGCAAUUUAUUAUUGUAGCCGAUUGAAGUGACAAGAAAGCAUAGAAGAGGAAAUAUCUGUAGCUGCUUGAGGGCAAGGCAUUCCUUUUGUUUACAUUUUUAUAGGUAGGCGCAUUCAAGUAGUAUUGUUUGUCAUUGUUCUAUUGCUCAAUUUUUACAAUCAAUGAAGUGGUUUAGUUUUCAUCAAAGCACUAA